This is a messenger RNA of Acipenser ruthenus (sterlet), 3442 nucleotides long. RefSeq names its product sodium-coupled neutral amino acid transporter 7-like. Gene Ontology annotation, molecular function: L-methionine transmembrane transporter activity; L-aspartate transmembrane transporter activity; L-serine transmembrane transporter activity. Lineage: Eukaryota; Metazoa; Chordata; Actinopteri; Acipenseriformes; Acipenseridae. Gene Ontology annotation, biological process: amino acid transmembrane transport. The coding region runs from base 319 to 1713 and encodes 464 amino acids. The record is from RefSeq and is a predicted model, not a curated record. The transcript has 11 exons.
GGUAGCCAUUUAGAUCACAUGAUUUACACAAAAUGACGUCACGGGACGGUCACAUGCUCCUGCUGCUGGAUCAGCAGAGGGGGACAGAAUCUACCCGACCCGUGAGAAACAACAAACACAGCGAAGGGAGCGGGUUUGAAAAGAUCAAGUCUGGAGGGGCACCUAUAAUUUCAUCACGUGAAUACCACCACAGCUGUCUUUUUUUGCUGCCACACAGCUGAAGUGAAGACAGUAUGAGGUGCCAGCUUCCUUGAUGUUACCUCCUCACCCACCCCUGUCCUAUUAGUAUUAGAUUGUUUUCUAGAUAUUUCUUUGACAAUGUCCCGCACUGCCGUAGCGAUCAACAGUGACUAUAAUGACUUGGGCUGGAGAGAGGAUGCGGGGGAGAGAGCCUGGCUGCUCCAGAGCCCCAGUGUGGAGAGUGAGCCCAAGAGUGACAGCAAGGAGCCCAGGGGGGGCACCUCCUCCAUCGGAGCCGUCUUUAUCGUGGUGAACGCUGCCCUGGGGGCCGGCCUCCUCAACUUCCCGGCAGCUUUCAACACAGCGGGCGGAGUCACCUCUGGAGUAGUCCUGCAGAUGUGCAUGCUGGUAUUCAUCAUCGCCGGGCUGGUGGUCCUGGCCUACUGCUCCCAGGUCAGCAACGAGAGCACCUACCAGGAGGUGGUGCGGGCCGUGUGUGGGCGUGUCCCGGGCGUGCUCUGUGACGUCGCCAUCGCCGUCUACACCUUCGGAACCUGCAUCGCCUUCCUCAUCAUCAUCGGGGACCAGCUGGAUAAGCUGAUCGGAGCCAUGACCCACGAGUCAGAAGGGGAGGUGAGCACCAGCUGGUACACAGACCGCAAAUUCACCAUCAGCCUGACCUCCAUCCUGCUGAUUCUCCCUCUCUCCAUCCCCAAGGAGAUCGGCUUCCAGAAGUAUGCCAGUGCCCUGAGUGUGAUCGGAACGUGGUACGUCACCAUUGUUAUCAUCAUCAAGUACAUCUGGCCGGAUAAGGAGAUCACACCCGGGUACAUCCCUACCAGCCCUUCCUCGUGGACCGCAGUGUUCAACGCCAUGCCAACCAUAUGCUUCGGAUUCCAGUGCCAUGUGAGCAGUGUGCCCGUGUUCAACAGCAUGAAGAGGCCGGAGAUAAAGCCCUGGGGCUGGGUGGUGACGGUUGGCAUGAUCAUCUGUCUCUUCGUCUACACUGGCACAGGGGUGUGUGGGUUCUUGACGUUCGGCUCCAAUGUGAACCAGGACGUGCUGCUAUCCUACCCCUCCAACGACAUCCCAGUGGCCGUCGCCCGAGCCUUCAUCGUGGUCUGUGUGCUCACCUCCUACCCGAUCCUGCACUUCUGCGGCAGGGCGGUGCUGGAGGGGCUCUGGCUGCGGUUCCGGGGCGAGCCCGUGGAGGUGGAUGUGACUCGGGAGCGGCGGCGGCGAGUUCUGCAGACCGUGGUGUGGUUCUCACUGACCCUCCUACUGGCGCUGUUCAUCCCUGACAUCGGGCGUGUCAUCUCCCUCAUCGGGGGGCUGGCAGCCUGUUUCAUCUUCAUCUUCCCAGGGCUGUGUCUGAUUCAAGCCAAACUGUCAGAGAUCCAGGAAGUCAAACCUGCAAGCUGGUGGGCGCUGGUGUCCUACGGCAUCUUCAUGGUCACUCUGGGGGCCUUCAUCUUCGGCCAGACCACCACCAACGCCAUCUACCGAGACGUCAUCCACCAGAACACAGAAUAAACACAACCCCGCUGACUGAGUGCUGCCCCCUACUGCAUGGGAAGACCUCUGAAUCCAGACAGCACAACACACACACAGCAGAAACACUUGGCUCCAUGAACAACAAUGCAGACUGUAGUCUCUGUGUGGAAUUUGCAUAGUAAGUACAAGUCAGCUCAGGAACUCAGGAGUGUGUGGACGGCUGCUUGUUUUAAUAACAGUAUGAUCUAGAUACCACUGCUGACCAGUAAUGUCCACUGCGCAGUAAGAAAGUGAUCUGCACAUAACAAGCUUUGUAGCACUCGAUUGCUGACAGUGGCGUGGGUUUUUUACUCUGGCUGUUAAUUAUGAUUUAAUAUUGACCCCAGUUUGGUUGGGUUUGAAUUCCUUCUCUGAUCACUGUAGAUCAACGUUUAAAGAAAAAAAUACUGUGGUUUCCUACAAUAUGUAGAUCAUGAAGCAGUGUCUGCUGUCCUGGUAGACAACUAAGGGAUGGUGGGGUUUGGAAAAUGUAGGGUGGAUCAAUCCUGCAUGUAAACCCCCUUUUACUUGUAAUUUUAGCUAUAAAACUGAACCAUAGCAUCAGGAGUUUGGCUGUACAGUCGACUGGAAUUAUUCAAAAGCUUCUGUAAAGGGGUGUAAAAUGUGGGUUUAAAAAUGGAAACCAUGUGUUGCUAUCUCUGUGCUACUGUACAGCUAUGGCCAAAAGUGUAAUUCAUUCUAUAGGGUGAUGCAAAACAUUUGGCCAGAGCUGUAAAUACAACACUAUGCCCCCUUGUGGGUCACAAAAAAAUUGCAACUUGCUGGUAUCACUAAAAUCUUUUAAAUAAUUUCAGUCACUAAGACACUGGGCCUGAUUUACCACAGUCUACACACCAGAAUCCAACCAUUGUUAGUGAAGUUAAAACGAGUUACCUGCAAGUUAUAAGAUUAAUUUGCAAAGUCAAAUGACUUGGGUGUUUAUUCCCAGUUUUGUAACAUCGGCAGUUAUUUUCAUUCUUAAAAAACAAACAAAAAAAAAAAAAGCUUUCAAACUUACAUUACAAAUGACACUUUGAUAAAUCAGGCCGGUUGUGUUGUAAUUAGAGGGACAGCAGCUCAGAUUUGUUUUAUAAACUUGAAAAUGGUGAAACGGGUUAUAUACUUCACUGUAAGCAAUGUCUUCUGGUGCAGAACGCGUCUUGCAAACUGCCUCUGCAGAAUCUCAUGCAUUCCCAUAUGUGUGCACCUCCUUGCAGGGUGAACAGGGUUUUAGAAACCAAUCACAUAUAUACAGCAUGCAUUCAACUGAUAAGACUUAAUACCACUAGUUGACAGAGACAGUGCAUGCAAGAGGUUUUCAAGCACUGGAAACAGCUGCUGCUUGCUUUGUCUUGUAGCAGCAUUACCACACCAUUGCUUCAAGGGAUACAAAUUCAUUUUCUUAUCUCUUUUUAGCAUAAGUAACUUUCACUGGCCCCUAUUUCGUUGUGCCAAAGAUCUUUGGUGUGUGUGUGUGUGUUUUUGUUUUUUUUUCAUUUCGUAGAUUUUUUUUUUAAACAUGAAUGUGGUUGCUUCCUGGGGUAAGAAUAUGGAUUUUAAAGUCGAAGUUGUCGCCCCUUUCGACCGGAUUGACUGAAUAAAGAUGAUUCUGAUGUGUUAAAUGCAGCGCAUAAUCGUUUACACUAUGUACUUUUAUACCUCCUUAUUUUUAUUGUUUUAAUUUUUUAUGUAACUAAAAUAAAGGAAUAAAUACUGCUAAUUAAUCGUU